AUGAGUUUAUGGACCUCUGAGCACGCCAAGGUUAUCCUCGUCAGCGUAGCAGACUCCCAGUGCGAAGCCUUCUUUCCUGAGCUCGCAUCCUUCCUCUCCAAGCCACGCACGCGCCUGUUUGCCCUCGAACUGCUGACAGUGGUGGCUAAGAACCAAGGACCGAACAUCCACCGAGUGGCUGAGUUGGGUGUGCUGGAUGCCCUGCUGCAGUGUCUAAAGCGAGACAAGGACGUGAUUGUGAUUACGCAUGCGGUGGUGGUGUUGACCAUGCUCAUCCCGAAUAUCUGCUCGUUUCUAUCGG
Molecule: messenger RNA, 301 nt
Organism: Sphaeroforma arctica JP610
Lineage: Eukaryota; Ichthyosporea; Ichthyophonida
Exons: 2
Biological process (GO): regulation of cell cycle; negative regulation of TOR signaling
Cellular component (GO): TSC1-TSC2 complex
Source: RefSeq, a predicted model, not a curated record